UAGCUUGUUCCUUUUUUCUGCGCUGUUAAGAAUGAAGAAUCUUAGUAUCUCUGCAGUUACAAUUCACUUUCCUUAAAGAAAAUACAUGUAGCCUUUACUGUUCUUAGGUUUUAGAAUUGGAAAUCUUGGCAGUGCGUGUCUCUGUCAAGUUCAGUGGAUGGAUAACUGUGCCAUUAGCUCUGACCACUGGGCUGCCUUAUAGUUUUGGAGAUGUUUGCUUUGGUCCUUCUGACUAUUGCGUAAGUAAUGACUUCUAGAAACUAGUUUUUAUGGAGUAGAAAUGCAGAUGUUGAUCGUUAUUUGUGUCCUGGUAGCUGAAAACUGGUGGUCUAUUGUUUAUUGCACAAUUAGAGGAAAUUUUUGAUGUGCAGCCUCAUCUGAGAGACCUUCUAGUCCUGGAGGUAGGAAAGCUUAUCAGGAAUAGUUUCAGCAGUGCCAUGAGAGGGAAACUGAGUCACAGAGAGGAGUACUGCUUUCUUUUGUAGCCUUCAGACAGGUCUUAUUUUCUUUGCUAAAAUUGCCAUUGUCUGUGUAAUCAGAAUUUCAGUCUUACGUGCCAGGCCCCUGGUCUUCACUGUACAAGUGUUAGGGCUUCUACAAUAGUUUCUGAGUGUUCGGAGUGGAGAGUUGAACUGAGAGCUUGUUAAGUUGGAGAGCUCCUUUCCUACUUUCAGUCUGUAAAUAUGAAUGUUGCCUACUGCUCUUAAUAGUUUGAGAGGAGGGGGCCAAGUGAGAGUACCAGGAAGCAGACGGUGGAAGUGGUGGUUAGUCUUUUGGCCAAAAAGGGUUGUCUGCCUUUGUCAAAGAAUUGGGUGUAUCUUGGUCUUAUUCCUAGUAUCUGCUGUACGUUGGGUCACAAAGGGGAAAAAGAUGAAAAGGAAACUAUCAGUAGGCCACCACUAUGGUCCUCAACACCCACUCUUCACCAGAGCCUGGAGAAAGAAGGGUUUUUUGGUCAGCUGAAGGCGUGGUGGAUACACUGGGAUGGACACAGAGGAAUUCCCUCCCCCACCCCCAGAAGUUCUAGAGCAUGAACCCAAAGCUGUGGGUACAAAUGAUGAAGAGGAGGAUGAGGGAGAGCAGUUUGACUUUGACAGUGGGGAUGAGAUACCGGAAGCAGACAGACAAGCCUUCGUGCCACCUCCUCCUGAUCCUGGAAGUAACACAGAGCACCAAGAGGCUAAUGUCACAGCUAAAGGAGCUGAUAGCUUAGAAAAAAGUGAGAAGCUACAAGCAUCAGAACCUAUUGCAGAAGAUACUCCAAGGAAAGUAAAUCCCUACUCAGUCAUAAAUAUUUCCCCAAUGCAAGAAAAGGAUCCAUCCUCCUCACCAGAUCCAAGUCCUCAGGAUGAACCUGCCAGUCCAAACACAUCCAGUGGAUAUUCUGUCCCUGUGCCCUGUGGCUAUGCAGUGCCAUCCAAUUUACCUCUGAUACUGCCAGCAUACUCCAGUCCUGUCAUAAUACGUAGCGUUUCUGUAGAUGAGGAAGCAGGUAUGCAAUCAGCAACUGAAGAAUGUCAUUGUAAUUCUUUAAACUCAGAGGAGCCCCAAAAUAGUGAAGAUAACCAGGACAAGAGAGAAGAUGAUGCUCUGGCCAAGUGGGUUGCAGAUCCUGCAAAUACAGCGUGGAUGGAAAACCCAGAUGAAGUAAUUUACGAUGACGUGCCAAGAGAAAAUUCGGACUCUGAACCAGAGGAAAUGAUUUAUGAUGAUGUUGAAAAUGGCGAUGAUGGUGGAAACAGCUCGCUGGAGUAUGGAUGGAGUUCAAGUGAGUUUGAAAGCUACGAAGAACAAAGUGAUUCUGAGUGUAAAAAUGGAAUUCCCAGCUCCUUUUUGCGAGGCAACCACAAGAGGCAUCUUUCUCAUGACCUUACGCGUUUAAAGGAGCAUUAUGAGAAAAAGAUGAAAGAUUUGAUGGCAAACACUGUGGGAGCAGUAGAGAUUCAGCAACUAAAGCAAAAACAUGAGCUGAAGAUGCAAAAGCUCAUGAGAGCUGCUAGAGAAGGUACCAAAGAUGGACUUGAAAAGACAAAAGCAGCUGUGAAGAAGGGUCGUUCUUUCAUUAGAACUAAGUCUUUUAUUUCUCAAGAUCACAGAUCAUCAUGCCUGGAAGAAGAGGAGCUAAAUUUAUUUAUUGAUGUGGACUGUGUGCAUACAGAAGCAAUUAUGACCCCUAUGCCUGAAGGAUUAUCACAACAGCAGGUUGUGAGAAGAUAUAUUUUGGGCUCUGUAGUUGAUAGUGAAAAGAAUUAUGUGGAUGCUCUGAAAAGAAUCUUGGAGCAAUAUGAGAAGCCCCUUUCAGAAAUGGAACCAAAAUUACUGAGUGAAAGAAAACUCAAAAUGGUCUUCUAUAGAAUUAAAGAAAUUCUUCAAUGCCAUUCAAUGUUUCAAAUAGCCCUGGCGAGUCGUGUGUCUGAGUGGGAUUCUGUUGAAAUGAUUGGCGAUGUCUUUGUUGCUUCAUUUUCGAAGUCGAUGGUAUUGGAUGCGUACAGUGAAUACGUAAACAACUUCAGUACAGCUGUGGGGAUUCUGAAGAAAACAUGUGCCACCAAACCUGCCUUUCUAGAUUUCUUAAAGCAGUGCCAGGAGUCAAGCCCUGAUCGGAUUACACUGUAUGGUUUAAUGAUGAAACCUAUCCAGCGCUUCCCACAGUUCAUUCUGCUAUUGCAGGAUAUGUUGAAGAACACAAAUAAAGGACAUCCUGACAGAUUACCCCUGCAGAUGGCUCUUACAGAACUUGAAACACUAGCAGAAAAGCUGAAUGAAAGAAAAAGGGAUGCAGAUCAGCGCUGUGAAAUAAAACAAAUAGCAAAAGCAAUGAACGAACGUUACCUGAACAAGCUACUCAGCAGUGGAAACAGGUACCUCAUACGGACUGAUGAUAUGGUGGAAACAGUUUACAAUGACAAAGGAGAAAUUGUCAAAACCAAAGAGCGACGACUUUUCAUGUUAAACGAUGUGCUGAUGUGCGCAACUGUCAACGUGCGCACUUCCUAUGAAAGCAGCGGCACUGUUACAACUGGCCAGAGGUAUUUAUUAAAAUGGAGCGUACCACUGGGACAAGUGGAAGUUAUAGAGUAUGGGAGCAGUGAGGGCCAAGGAGAGAACUGCAGGUUUCCACCCCAGCACUCUGCUGAAAAUGUUAUUGUGAACUCUAAGCCAAACAAGCUGUAUAUGGGACCAGGGCAACUAUACCAUGAUCUGCAGAACCUUUUACAUGAUUUGAAUGUAGUUGGUCAAAUUAGUCAAUUAAUAGGCAGCCUUAAAGGAAAUUAUCAGAACUUAAACCAAUCGGUAGCACAUGACUGGACCUCGGGUUUACAAAAAUUGAUCUUGAAAAAAGAAGAUGAAAUCAGAGCAGCAGAUCGCUGUAGAAUUCAGCUGCAGCUUCCAGGAAAACAGGACAAGUCUGGGCGGCCUACUUUCUUUACAGCUGUAUUCAAUACAUUUACCCCUGCUAUCAAACAGUCUUGGAUCAACAAUUUGCAAAUGGCUAAACUAGCCCUUGCGGAGGAUAACCUGUUAGGUUGGUUCUGUGUGGAAGAUGAUGGGAAUCAAAUCAAAAAGGAGAAACAUCCUCUCCUUGUUAGACACAUGCCAGUGAUGAUGGCGAAGCAGCAGGAGUUUAAGAUUGAAUGUGCUGCCUAUAACCCUGAACUGUACCUCUCUGGAGAAACGGAGUCAGAUUCCUGUUCCAUGGAACAUGGUUUUCUUUGGAUUGGCAGUUGUACUAAUCAGAUGGGCCAGAUCGCAAUAGUCUCAUUUCAAAGCUCUGGCCCUAAGGUUAUUGAGUGCUUCAAUGUGGAAUCGAGGAUUCUCUGCAUGGUCUACAUACCAGAAGAAGAGAAAAUAAAGGAGAUAAAUAUGUCUCUCAACUCUGAAAAUGUUCCUACAAAAGCUUCUAAUGUGCCUACUAUUUGCCUUGGCAUGGAAGAAGGAAGCAUUUCUAUUUACAAAAGUUGCCAGGGCUCAAAGAAAAUUCGUCUUCAACACUUCUUCACUCCUGAAAAAUCAACUGUCAUGAGCUUGACGUAUAUGUCACAAUACCUGUUUGCUGGCUUGGUAAAUGGAAACAUUGCAAUCUACACAAAAGGAGAAGAUGGAACAUGGAACACGGAACCUCAGAAGACAGUUAAACUGGGGGUUCUGCCUGUUAGAAGUCUGCUUGUGAUGGAAGAUACCAUUUGGGCUGCAUGUGGUGGACAAAUUUUUAUAAUCAGCAUAGUGACUCAUUUUAUAGAGAACCAUUUUGAGGCACAUCAAGAGGAAGGUAUGGUAAUCUCUCACAUGGCUGUUGCUGGAGUGGGAGUCUGGAUUGCUUUCACAUCUGGAUCUACGCUUCGUUUGUUCCACACUGAGACACUGAAACACCUCCAGGAUGUUAACAUUGCCACGCCUGUUCACAAUAUGUUGCCAGGGCAGCAGCGUGUUUCUGUGACCAGUCUGCUGGUGUGCCAUGGCUUAUUACUGGUUGGAACAAAUCUGGGGAUAAUAGUAGCAUUGCCAGUGCCACGCUUGCAGGGAAUUCCCAAAGUAACUGGGAGAGGAAUGGUGUCGUAUCACGCGCACAAUGGGCCGGUCAAGUUUCUUGUAAUGGCUACAUCUAUAAACAAGAAAAACAAAAACAAGCUAAGGAACAGCCUGCCUCGUGGCUCAGAAUCUAAAGACAAAGAUCAGAGGAAUGUUCUGCACAGUGACAGACCAGGCUCUUCCAAUAGCAGCAACCCUGAUACUUCAGUUUGGCUGGGAGGUUCAGCAGGAUCCAUUGCACAAAAAAGUGACUUGUCUUCAUCUUCUGGAUCCCUUACAUCAAGUUCCCUAGAGCAUAGGCCAGAGGACAGUAACAUUUAUGAGCUUUUGAAGGAUCAAAAUAUCUCUUUUAAAAAUAAAAGACAGAGAUCCAAGAAAAUGAAAGCAAGUUCAGUAUUAGUCAUUUCUGGUGGUCAAGGACACAGAAGAGUGAACAAGAAGACCAAGCAGCAACGACAAGAUGAAUUAGUGUCCUCAGUGAUGGUCUGGCAAAUCCCGCUAUUAAAUAUAUGAGUGAUCUAAAUUCAAGAUACUUUCUGCUAUUAAAAAGUCUGAUAUCUUUAUACAGCAAAUGCCAGCUUAGGACCCAAUCCGAAAGACUUUAUGACAUGGGAGCAAUUUCAGUAGGAUUUGAUCACAGAAUUAAGGGAUACAAAGCAGAGUCUUUACGUACGUAGAACAUUCUGUGGUGUCAGGGUAUUGGAAAAUGUCUAGCUGUUGAUGCUAUCUUUGAUACUUAGAACAGAAAGGAUUUGUCAGACAUUUUAAAAGAUUUUAGGAGUUUUGUCUUAUUUAUAUUCACAUUUAUAAAUAUCGUCAUUAUGUUCUAUAGCACUUGGGGAAGGCAAGGAACAUGUGCUGUGUCACAUGCUGGUUUUUGCUUAUGUAAAUCAGCUGUUGUUUCCUUUUCCAAACCAACAUAUUGCAUGGGCUGUAGAUUUUAACAAAUUAGCACAAAAAAAUUUUUAACAAUAAAAAUCCUAAUGUGAAAGCUAAUAUUAGUAAUUACUGUAACAGUUGGUAAGAUCAUUCCGUAAGCCAGAGUUUGCUCUGAACAAACACAGUUAUAUUAAUUGAAACUUUUUUUUUUCAACAUAGACAAUAGAUUUUUUCUUUGUAUUCUUAAUGCUCAGUAUUAUGAAAAAAGUUGCAGUAUAAAAAGUCCAUUAAUUUUCUUGGUAGGUAUAAUGUGUCUGUUAUUCAUCUAUGUCAUACAGAGAAAGUUGUAAGGAUAUCGUGGCACACAUAAUAGAAAGUACAGAUAAAGAACAGCUGUGCAUUGUAGUGCUGGUAAUGCGUUCCCCUCCUGGCAAUUUUGUGUCAAAGGUAGAUAUGGACUGUGCCAUUAUUAACGAGGUAUGCAUAUCUCAGAUGUAAAUACUGAGCUCAGAAAUAUACGGAAAUAAUCUGUGGGAGGUGCAAGUAAUUGUUGUGGAUAUUCGUCCUACAUCAGUGGAUCUGUGCUAUGUCCUCAGGCAAAUACCUAUCAGAUAAUGUCAGUCCACAAGUGCAGACAGCAGGGUUAUGGUCCAAUCUGCUCACCCAGAGAUUCAGCCAAGCGUGGUCUGAUAAAUAGAUAUUGUAAAACUAGGGUGCACAAUUUCUUUGCAUUUAUUCACUGAGUGGGACAAGGUGUUGCUUUGGUACUCUUUUAGAGGGCCGAAUUUUAAACAGGGACCCAGUUAAUCUUCUUUUCCUUAAUGAAUGGAUAUUUCCAAAAGGAAUUUUGAACUCGGGGAUACUAUUGACAUUGCUUUUUGCACUAUACUCUCUGCAUGUGAAAUACAAGGCAAGGCCUUCAGCUCAGAAAGAUAUUGCAAAAAAAUGGUUAUGAGACACCUUGUUCAGUCACAACGGACUUAAUAUGUGUGAAAUGAGGGCUUCUAUCUUCUAUCUUCUUCCCUUGUCAAUAAACUGAAAGACACAGAGAGAUUAAAGCUCUUAGGCUUAAUUUGGGUGUGUUAAAAACUCUAAUACCGUCCAUCAGUUCAGUAAAAUAUAAACUAAAUAUAUCCAAAGCAAAAGUCUAUCAGGUGUUUGCAUUGACUAAAAUCAAGAGCAAGUUUUGGCUGUUUUGGCGCUUGUCUUGUCCCAGUAAAUUAUAAAUGUACUCUAAAUUUUCGGUCUGCUCUGAAAAGUGAAUCUGUAUCAAGCCAACACCAAAGUCAGUGAAUGGGCUGACUCACUGAGUUUGGAGUGCUGCAGUAAGGUGGUGUCCUGCCUUGCUGCCACAUGGCACACAACCAGGACAGAGGGAAUGCUACUGCAGCAAACCUUCUCCUGCUGCCACCAAAACAGACAAUUCAACAGAUACACACCUACAUUUCUUUCCAGGAGCUCAGCUCACAUCCUACAUCCUUAUCAGAAAAGGCAGCUUGAGCCAUAACAGCACAAACUCCAGUAAGUCACAAAGAACUUUUGUUAGAUUGGAUUGUAGGUCUAGAGUUUUCCUUACUGCUUUGUGGUUUUAUUCUGUGUCUUUCACCACGAUUCUUACCAUGUCAGCUGGGUGCUCCCAGCAUUGAUAUGGACUUGGUGUCGGCAUCAGUCCCUGUGAAAUAAAAAGCAGUGUCUCUAAGGCAGGCUGCCAGCAACAUUUCCCCAAAGUUUUCCUCUUCUUCUUGUCCUUGUGCCUGGUCUACCUUGCCUGAGGAUUCAAGACCAGCUGCGCUUUCUACAUUCUUCCAUAGGCCCUGGGGGUUUAUCUUUGCCCACUGUGUGGAAAUACUAAAUUGUACAGUGUGAGCUGUGUAUAAAGCCUCUCCUGCAUAUAAAGCCUAUAUAACCUGAUGUCUCUUUGCUACACUAGAGCAGAAAGACCACAGGUGUGAUUCUGCAUGCUCCUCAGGUGUGGGCUUCCAUGUCCAUACUUUUGGGGCUGGAAGAUUAUGCUCACUUUUUCAUGGGUCUUUAUCAUUAAGAAUGGUAAGCCAAGACCCCAUGUAAUAAGCUGGAAACCCACGUGUGGAGUUAUUACAGGAGGUGCUAGCAAUGAGGCAUAAGAGUUUUAAAAUUCUCAGUGAUAUUCAUCCUACCUUCCAGCUGAAAUGUAGCUUUCUUCACUUUAGUCAAGAGAACAGGAGAAACAAAAUACAAAUCUGCUCUUCAGAAAGUCCAUUGAUGUUUUGCCACUGACUUCAGUAAGAACAGAAAUAGGUCCUUCAUUUACACUAUACUGCUUUGAAAGUAAAGAUAUGUAUUUGUCUUACCAAGUGGAAAAAACAAAGAUAAGAUGUAUACCUUUGGAAAUAUGAAUUGAAGUACACCUUCAGUGAUGGAGCAUGACGUGCAAUGCUUGUUUUCUGAUACAUAGCUUCCAUGAUAAGGUAUUGCCUUGCAGUAAAAGCAGACAGGAACCAAAGUUUCUCUUACAGCAAGCAAGUAAACUUUAUAGCUAUUUCUGACUGCUGCUGGGUAGAUUGGAUUUUGCUUUCUGGUACUGCUUUGCUAGAUUUGUAGAAUUUAUGGAAGACUUUAGGGAAAAGGGGGAGAAAGUGUAACCACUACGAUAUAUUCUGUAUAUGUUUUCUAACAUAUAGUAGGGUCUUUUGUAACAUGAGCCAUAAAAGAACAUAUUUAUGUUCAAAGUAUAAGCUGAGAAAAUGUUUAAUAAAAAAUGUGCUACAACUUAAUUUCAGAAGUGCAUUUAUUGGGUCUCUAUAUUAACAAGAGAGCUAGAAUCUGGGACUUGCAUUACUGAAUAAUGAAAUAAUAUGUAAUUAGGACAACAAAAGUUUUAAUACUUUCUAGGAUUUAAUUGCAUAUGCAAUUUCAAUAAACGAUGUGGACUCGCAGUAAGUUUGACUUCUGUAUCAAUGGACACAAAUUGAACAUUUUCACAAUGCUGUCUGCAAGGAUUACACACCAUUUGAGUAGCACGUGUUACAUGAAAGUGAGAUGCAGUGUUCCAAGUGAGUGUUGCAGAGCACAGCAUUAGCAGAGGAAAUUAAUUUUCAUUUGGUAACUGGCAAUUCAUGCUAAUUAAUGUGCCCUAAAGGAUGUAUAGGGAAUCCCAUGAUUGUGCUUAAAUUCUGAGACUUGUAUUCAUCAGGCUCAGGAAUGGCCUUUCGUGUGUACCUGCACUACUACAAAUAAAGAGCUAUUGAAAAGAGGUAAAAUGAA
This is a messenger RNA of Lagopus leucura (white-tailed ptarmigan), 8652 nucleotides long. It is a transcript of the gene ARHGEF10, whose product is annotated as Rho guanine nucleotide exchange factor 10. Gene Ontology annotation, cellular component: centrosome. The transcript is spliced from 29 exons. Lineage: Eukaryota; Metazoa; Chordata; Aves; Galliformes; Phasianidae. The record is from RefSeq and is a predicted model, not a curated record. The coding region runs from base 985 to 5043 and encodes 1352 amino acids. Gene Ontology annotation, biological process: mitotic spindle assembly; actin cytoskeleton organization; positive regulation of stress fiber assembly. Gene Ontology annotation, molecular function: protein binding; guanyl-nucleotide exchange factor activity.